GCACUCAAGCAACGACAUCCAGAAGCAGGAGCUGAACUUCAAGCCUUUGAAGCCAAGGCAGCCCCUCCAGUGCAGCAGGUGGACAAACCCAAGCUACGGCCAGAACUCCAGCGAGAACAUGAUCUCAAUCAGGCUGGGGUACAAGCGCGCAAGACAGCGGAAGCUCUUGAUCGUGCAAUCCGAUAUGAAGCAGAAUGCGAAUGUCGACCCCAAGGUGCUGCAGCAUACCGCCCCCAUCAACCUGUCCAAGCUGCUCAGCGCCACGGAGGAGACCGAGCUCCUGGAGAUUCUCAAGUUCGAGGACGGCGCCAACUUCGACAC
Messenger RNA from Prorocentrum cordatum, 321 nucleotides. The record is from the annotation of a GenBank genome assembly. Lineage: Eukaryota; Dinophyceae; Prorocentrales; Prorocentraceae.